AUGGGCUCUAAAACACCAGAGAACGAGAGCCAAGGAGGUGGCAAUGCUCCUUCCAGCUCAAUCAAGCCCAAGGUCAGUGGUGGCGAACCACGGGGCGCCCAUUGGUCCCGGGAUGGCGAUGGCGCACUCGGAGACGGUGAUGGCGAUGACGAUGCCGACGGUGACGUGAUGCCCUGCACUGUUACUCUGUCGUCGAACUCGCAAACUGCAGAGUCGGCAAACUCGAAGAAGAAACGGAAGAAGCCCAAGAAGAAGCCCAAGAAGAAGUCGUCUAUGUUGAAGCAAACUUCACCACCACGAAUUCCUCUUGCCGAACUAUUCCCCGAACACCAGUACCCGCAUGGUGAAGCCCAACGCUAUGAUGGAAUGGUCGAAAAUACCGUCCGCACGACGGCCGAGGAGGUUCGAUACCGGUCCCGUCGCCACAUCGAAGAUGACACCUUUUUGAAUGACUAUCGGAAGGCUGCCGAGGUACAUCGCCAAGUCCGGAACUGGACUCAGGAAAGCGUCCGUCCAGGUCAGACCCUCACUGAAAUUGCAGUGGGCAUCGAGGAUGGCGUGAGAGCAUUGCUUGAUAAUGCCGGCCUUGAUACUGGGCAGGGUCUCGUAUCCGGGCUCGGAUUCCCUACAGGAUUGUCGUUGAACAACUGUGUUGCACACUAUACACCUAACCCAGGACAGAAGGAUGUACUACUUGACUCAAGCGACGUCAUGAAGGUCGACUUUGGCGUUCACAUCAACGGAUGGAUUGUGGACAGUGCUUUCACUAUGUCGUUUGACCCGACCUAUGACAAUCUGCUGGCCGCUGUCAAGGACGCAACCGAUACUGGCAUUCAGAAUUCUGGUAUCGAUGUCCGCAUCAGCGACGUAAGCGCUGCCAUCCAGGAAGCGAUGGAAAGCUACGAGGUGGAAAUCAAUGGACGGACAUUUCCUGUUAAAGCGGUCCGUAAUAUCACGGGUCAUAACAUCGAUCAAUAUCGUAUCCAUGCCGGGAAGUCUGUACCCUUUGUCAAGCAUGAUGACAACACAAAGAUGGAAGAGGGGGAGAUAUUUGCCAUCGAGACAUUCGGGACAACCGGUCGUGGCUAUUUGUUUGAUGGGCCUGGUGUCUAUGGUUAUGGUAAAGAUCCAUUUGCACCUAAAAAGAUCGUAUCGCACCUCGCCAGCGCCAGAUCUCUCUAUCAGAAGAUCAACGACAACUUUGGCUCACUAGUGUUCUGCCGCCGAUAUCUUGAACGCCUUGGCGUCGAGCGUUAUUUGGCCGGUAUGAACAACCUUGUGUCUAACGGAUAUGUCGAGCUUUACCAGCCUUUAAUGGACGUCAAAGGGUCAUACUCCGCUCAGUUUGAACAUACCAUCUUACUGCGAGAAUCAUGCAAGGAAGUCAUCAGUCGCGGAGAUGAUUAUUAA
This is a messenger RNA of Penicillium bovifimosum, 1410 nucleotides long. RefSeq names its product Winged helix-turn-helix transcription repressor DNA-binding. The record is from RefSeq and is a predicted model, not a curated record. The transcript is spliced from 6 exons. Lineage: Eukaryota; Fungi; Ascomycota; Eurotiomycetes; Eurotiales; Aspergillaceae. Gene Ontology annotation, biological process: proteolysis. Gene Ontology annotation, molecular function: metalloaminopeptidase activity. Bases 1 to 1410 code for a protein of 469 amino acids.